GCUGAAAUUGCCACGUGUUGAUUCCCAUGAAAAUCCGCAGAAGAGAAAGACCACAUCAGCCUGCCAUCGAUCUUGGUUGUCCUGGAUUGACACGGCCAUGAGCGAAGAAUGAUACCGAAGGUCCCCGAGAGAGAAAGCGUUGCUAUUAUCAUAUAAGUUAGUUGUCUUCUCCAAUCGAGGUCUUUAUCAAGAUGACAGGGGCGGCAGCGUCCUCCGGCCAUGGACGGCCUUUGGUGUCAAUGGUAGUGUGGAGUAUCUUGUUCUUUGUUCUGCCAUUCUGCGACCAAGUUAUGGGUCUACAGAAUAUCAAAAUUACCAAACCCACGCAAUAUCGAGGAAGAAGGACGAUGGAACCCAUGAAGCCUCUGGAUGCCAUUGCUCUUUCCGAUACUCCUAGUACAACAGAAGAUGAUCCGAUCUUGCUUCCUCCCAGUAGUAGCAAACGAUCCAACCGUACCGGUAGAGGUGCCGGCGGUGACACUGCGUGUAUCGCGGAACCACCAACCACUAAUGAUGUGCCUGCAGAGCAAAUCAACCUUAAAACAGAGCAACCAUUUGUCACACCCAUUAAGCUUUCCAGGAAGCAGUUGGUGCGGCCAAGAGCACUCCUCAAGACCAGGAGAAAGAAGUAUGAAAUUAUGGAAUAUCAAGUUGGAAGUAGUGGCGAUGUUGCUUUGGUCCAUCCGCAGCUGCUCGCCACCAAUAAUGUCCAAAAGAUGCUGAAACAAGCCGUGUACCGAUUCGCCAAGGCAUUUGCGGCAUAUCUCGUGUUUGCCUUGGUGUGCGAAGAUGUCACAGGCUUUAUGCGCACGGAUCCAUUCAACAUGUUGGUGUUUCUUUGCUUGUGGACCGCUACUAGUACCGCUGGGUCCAGUGAAUGAAAUGAGACGAUACGAUACGAGCAAUAAUGUAAUGAAACACCGUCAAUGAGAUGUUGCGGUUUGCCGCGAUUGGAUUGGAUUGUUGUGGCAAUAACAUGAAUAAACAGAACUCUUUCAAUCCAGC
Molecule: messenger RNA, 1005 nt
Organism: Seminavis robusta
Lineage: Eukaryota; Bacillariophyta; Bacillariophyceae; Naviculales; Naviculaceae
Source: the annotation of a GenBank genome assembly